AGAAAUCUCUCUCUUCUUCCGCGCGGAGGCGGAGCUCCCCCUCGCUCCCUGCAGAGUGGAGACCAUGGAGGAGCCGUUUGCUUUAGAUCCCCGCGAUCGCAGGAGAUGUUCCAUGACAGUUGAAGAAAGGAAUGCGUCGCACCAGCUGAAGAUGGAUGGUGCGUACUCUACUGGGUCUAUGGCGAUGAAAAUGUAUGGUCUUAUUAUUACUUCGCUGGGCUUCAUUGUUCCAUUGUUCCGGCAAAUCUAUUGUGUCAUAGCUUCCAGUAGAAGUUCGGGAGCUCUUCACCCUUGGGAUGUCAAAGACACGGUUUGCUUUGUCAGCCGCACCAUUGGCGAUACUGGUGGUGCUAUCCCUUCUUUUGUCGGGGGAAUUCGCCGUCGUCCCAAUACUUUCAAAAAAAGACACUAUGUUAUAAGUACUGGCACUAGCGGCAACCCUUUUUACAUCAAAUCCAAAAGUGGGGUUGGUCACAGGAUUUCCACCAGAAGGCUUCGUUUGCUGGCUGCCACUCGAAGACGCCGUUGUUCUCGUUGGCUCUAUGAUACCGGGGCUAGUAUUUGCAUCACCGGAGACAUUAGUAUCCUUCGAGGUUUACACAAUGCUGUUCCUAUGCAUUCGCGUGGAGUCAGUGGAACCGAAUUGGUGUCAAAUAAGUGUGGGCGCAUAUCUGGUAGAGUGAAGCUUUCUGGAAUCCGGUACUUCCCUGGUGCAAAGGUGAACUUAAUCAGCGGAGGCCUCUUGGGAUCCCUAGGAUGUGAAACCACACAGAACGCUAAAGGAUGCAAGAUCAUCAAGGACGGGCAGGUCAUCGGUGAGGGCCGCCUACUGUGGGACCGCACAUACUCCAUCGACUACCUCGACGGCAAUCUUCUCGGUGUAAUCUGCCCUGACUGCCGACAUUAGUUAUGACGUUCUUCAUUCUGGAGCAUCUCAGUGAAAGAUGGUUUGAUUUGUCUCCAGGGUUUGUGAGAAAUUUUGUGUGAGAAAGAUGGUUUGUUUUGUCUUCAGGGUUUUGUCUUCAUUCUGGAACAAAGUACUCCACACGCAUAGGGCCGGGUUGGUCGUCCAAAAGUAGUCAACAUGUGAACGGCUCGAUGCAUUUUGCAGUUGAGGUGGGUUCAAGAGUGAACGUCAGACAUUAAUUGCUCUUGGUGACUCAGAUUUUGCAGUAGCAGAUUAUGUUGAUGAGCUAUGGAUUCUAGUUUCGAACUGUUUAAUUUGGUCGUGUUUUGCUGUAAACUUUUUGGUACUUUGUGGCUUGGACUUCUUUUUGAUACGCAGUGGCUUGGACUUACUUUAUACUCUUUUUGAUAC
Messenger RNA from Triticum aestivum (bread wheat), 1318 nucleotides. RefSeq lists its product as uncharacterized. Lineage: Eukaryota; Viridiplantae; Streptophyta; Magnoliopsida; Poales; Poaceae. Bases 65 to 907 code for a protein of 280 amino acids. The record is from RefSeq and is a predicted model, not a curated record. The transcript has 3 exons.